Messenger RNA from Saprolegnia diclina VS20, 413 nucleotides. RefSeq lists its product as hypothetical. The transcript has a single exon. The coding region runs from base 25 to 273 and encodes 82 amino acids. The record is from RefSeq and is a predicted model, not a curated record. Lineage: Eukaryota; Oomycota; Saprolegniomycetes; Saprolegniales; Saprolegniaceae.
UUUCAAGCGCACGUCCUUUUCAGCAUGGGCCGACGACACAAGUCGAUGCAAGGUUACCAGCAAUACAUCGAGUACCAGCGCGAGUACUACCGCAAGCACCGGGCGACGCGCCUCGCCAAGCAGCGCGAGUACGACCGGAAACGGCGCCACGGUGCGCACAAGUUGACCAAGUCGGACACGAUGCCGCUGUCGCCAACGAGCUCGGAAGCGUCGUCGACGACCACCGACGCGCGCCCCGUCAACAAGCUCUCGCUGCUGUACAUUCUCGUCUAGCCAACGCUCUCGUCGUCGUCUGUCGUGUCCAUUGCCGUCCGUACUUCAUGUCUAGUAGAUUCGUUAGUCACUAAUAUACCUCGUGUGCAAAUAGCACCGUAACCUUCAACAAAUAGCUAGGCGUCGUGCUUCAUCACCAA